Messenger RNA from Misgurnus anguillicaudatus (oriental weatherfish), 1382 nucleotides. The record is from RefSeq and is a predicted model, not a curated record. Lineage: Eukaryota; Metazoa; Chordata; Actinopteri; Cypriniformes; Cobitidae.
AUGCAUGCAAGUGUAUGUGGAGAUAGUACAUUACAGACACUGGAUUAUGAGAGCAGUCCUCUGUGUGGCACACCUGUACAGCAAAACCAAGGCCCAGACAUGAAAUGUCCAGAUGAUGUAUUGCGUUUGUUGGCAGGUAGGGUAGAUGACAGCAAGGAUUUCAAGAUCUGUGUUUCUCGAACUGACUUCUAUCAAAGAGCUAUGGUGCAGUGGCAAAGACAAAAGAGAGGAACCCCGGGCAAUACUUUGCGUGUAACAUUUUUGGGGGAAGCAGGUGUUGACACAGGUGCCAUUCGUAAGGAAUUUCUUUCAGAUUUGAUUGGUGAGAUUGAGAAACACCUCUUUGAGCACAGAGGACACCAGAGGGGGAAGAGCCCCAUCUACUCCCUAAGUAAUAUGGAGAAGGGAUUUUUUAGGACUGCUGGAGAAGUGUUUUCUGUUAGUCUCGCUCAGGGUGGGCCUGCCCCCCGUUUCUUGAGGCCGUGGUGCUUUGAUUAUCUCUCAUCUGGAGACUUGGAUGAAUCAACUCUCACUAUAGAUGAUGUGGAUGAUGCUGAACUUUAUCAUUUGAUUAAAAAGGUGGAGGAAGAAGAAACCGAUCUCUCUGCAUGGAAUGAUCAAAUAAUUAACUGUGGUUUUACUGGGGCCGUUAAACCUGAGAAUAAAGAGGCCAUAAUAAGAUCAAUUGUGCUUCAUGCAACUCUACGUUUGGUCCCUUUGUUGAAGCAAAUCCGAAAAGGUCUUGAAGUCUACAAUUUUGUAGACCUUCUGGAAAACCAUUCAGGACUUUGCCACCAGUUCUUUGUCCCUGAUGUGGUGGAUGAUGAUGAUAAGGCUGAUGCAGACUUCAUCAUGCAGAACAUUCUUCCGGAAAUGUUGGAGAAGGGAUCAGUACGAGAGACUUAUGAAACAGCUAUAAUCAACUUUCUGCAAGACUUUCUCCAAGAAAUUGAAAGCUGUGAGGAUAACCCUGACGGAGACAUCCUGCCCUUAACUGUCCCCGGUGUUAUGCAAUGGCUCACUGGCCAGGGACACAAACCUCUUCUAAUGUCAGAACUUAAAGAAUUCAAAAUUUCUCUUCAUUUUGACCAUGAGUGUAUGCAGAGGAUGCCAGAACAUAAAAUAUGCUUCCCAGUUGUAAGUGCCUGUGCCAGAAAAAUUACAUUUCCCACAGUACACAUGGGUGACUACAGUUCUUUUAAGUCAGUCAUGUUGCAAGCCAUUCAAUUUGACAACGGUUUUAACAGAAUUUAAAAUGCUACUAAAUGUAUGGAAUUGUACAUGUUCGGGAAAAAAAACUUUUAUACAUUGGCAAAUGUUCUUUAUGGUUUUGAAAUUUACUGUGUAUGUGUAGAGAACACAACGUGUUACAUAUUGUAAAA